Messenger RNA from Nilaparvata lugens (brown planthopper), 4516 nucleotides. Its product is annotated as ATPase family protein 2 homolog. Gene Ontology annotation, cellular component: cytoplasm. NCBI's taxonomy places the organism in Eukaryota, Metazoa, Arthropoda, Insecta, Hemiptera, Delphacidae. Gene Ontology annotation, molecular function: ATP binding; ATP hydrolysis activity. The record is from RefSeq and is a predicted model, not a curated record.
GGAUGGCGCCUGGUGUCUACUGUAUGACAUGCGUUCAGCUAUAAGUUUCUGUUAUAAGUAUCCCAUUUGCUUAAAAAAAAUAAUUAUUGCUUCCAUUACCACUGUAUUGUGAUAUGACAAUCAUUUUUGCUUCUACUAUUCAUAAAGAAAAAUGAGUCCAAAAGGUAAAAAAUCAUCCUCUUUGUGGUACUCUUGUGAAAAGUGUGGCUGCUUUCUCGGUCACAAAGAUCUUGAUGUCCACCUAAAAUUCUGCCCCCAGACGACUGAGAACUUGUCUAAUGACUACGGUUUCAUCCUGAACAAGAGUUUAUACAGCACAUUGGAAGAAACAGCACCAAUUGAUGCUAUCUCUCAUUUAACAAAUGACAUAAUUUGCCUGUCACAAUCAGCCCUACAGCUGUGUGGGUUGAUGAUUGGCGAUAAGGCCCUUGUUAAGACGAAUAAUUAUAGUGAAGUGAAGACUGUGUGGCCGACCACAAAAGGAUCGAUCACAUCUGCUUAUUGCACAAAAUUGGGUUUGACAGAAUCAUGGGGACUGAAACUGGGACCAGUAGUAGUCAGCAGAUUUCAAUCUGUCGCCCGACCAGCAUCUCUGGUCUCGAUAGAAAUCACAAAACAGGCCGACGCUCCCGAAUCGGUCGAUCAUUUUCUAAUCGACUUGAAACACAAACUGCGUGACAAAAUUGUGUCAGUGGGCACGCGACAGUCUAUCUGUUUCUACGGGCGGCGAGUCAAGUUCAUUGUGACGAAAGUUGAAGCAAUCAAGGAGGUCGUGGAAGAGGUCAAGGACGAUACGGAAGCUCUGAAACAAAUCACGGAUGAUCCGGAAGCGUUAAAACUAAUCACGGACGAUCCGGAAGCGUUAAAACGGAUCACGGACGAUCCGGAAUCCUUGAACCAAAUCACGGACAGUUUAAAAUCGCUGAAAGUGAAGGAUGACGUCGCCUCGACAAAGUUCUAUAGAUUGUGUGACGUCACUAAAUUUGUUCUGGUGCAACCGAAGAAAAGUGCAACUAGAAGUGAUGAUGAAUUUGCCUUGAAAUUUAACGCGUUUGGUGGCUACAAAAGUAUUGUGGAAGAUUUGAAAGAAACGAUUUCGUUUUCGUUGCAGACUGGUGGUGAUAAAGGUAUUAAGCUAUCCUCGGGAGUUCUUUUGUACGGUAUGAAUGGAACGGGAAAAUCACAUCUAGCUCAGUGCCUCAUUCAAGAGCUUGGGGUCAAUUCAGUCAAAAUUCAGAGCGGUGACGUUUACAGCAAAUUCUACGGCGAAACAGAAUCGAACCUGCGAUCACUGUUCAGGAAGGCAAUCGACCUGGCACCCUGUAUAAUCCUGCUUGACGACGUGGACACGCUGUGCUCGAAACGCGUCUCCAGCGCGUCCAAUCAGGGCAGUCGUGUGGUGGCCAGCAUUGUCACCCUCAUCGACUCCCUGCAAAACGAGAAUGUUUUUGUGAUCGCCACCUCUAGUCAGCCGCACCUUCUGGAGCCAGCGUUGCGAAGGCCUGGAAGACUUGACCGCGAAAUAGAACUACCCGUGCCUAUGGCAUCUGACCGACGUGAAAUCCUGCAAUGCCUUCUGAAGCGAGCCGGCUGCUCUGGUGUGGACCCUUCAAUGGCUGCCAGCGAUGUGGACCCUUCAAUGGCUGCUAGUGAUCGAGACCCUCAAAUGGCUGCCAGUGAUCGAGACCCUCCAAUGGCUGCCUGUGAUCGGGACCACUUAAUGGCGGACUCUGUGGCGGACGCAGCUCACGGAUUUGUGGCCGCCGACCUGAGUGCACUGCUGUCGCACGCACAGGCAUGCCAGGCGCGACGGCGGCCGCGUGCGCUGGAGGUGGCAGAUUUGAAAUGGGCGCUCACUCAGGUCAAGCCCAGUGCCAUGCGGGAGGUCUAUGUGCAGGUGCCUAAUGUGCGUUGGAGCGACAUCGGAGGUCAAGAAGAGCUGAAACUGAAGCUGCGGCAGGCGGUGGAGUGGCCAAUCAGGCACCCCGAGGCAUUUGCGCGCCUUGGCAUCAAUCCGCCCAAAGGCGUUCUCAUGUAUGGACCGCCUGGCUGUUCCAAGACCAUGAUUGCCAAGGCACUCGCCACUGAGAGCAAGCUCAACUUUAUAUCUAUCAAGGGCUCGGAGCUGUUCAGCAAAUGGGUUGGCGAAUCGGAGCGCGCGGUUCGCGCCACAUUCAAGCGUGCACGCAGCGUAGCGCCGUCGGUCGUGUUCUUCGACGAGAUUGACGCACUGGCCGGCGACAGGGGCGGUGGAGGGGAGGGCAGGGGUGGGGGUGCCCAGGUGCAGGAGCGGGUGCUGGCUCAGCUGUUGACUGAGUUGGACGGUGUGGAGCCGCUCGGCAAUGUGUCGGUGAUUGCUGCCACCAAUCGACCUGAUCGCAUCGAUAAGGCUUUAUUGCGUCCAGGACGGUUGGAUCGCUUGGUUUAUGUGCCACUACCUGACUUACAGACCCGGAAACAAAUUCUGGAGUUACAGUUUCGUAAAACGCCGAUUUCAGACGAUGUAGAUGUUGACGAACUAAGCUCUUUGACUGAAGGCUACUCUGGUGCUGAGGUUGUGGCUGUGUGUCAAGAAGCUGCGUUAUCAGCAUUACAAGAAGACAUAUCGGCAGCACAAGUUUCACAGAGUCAUUUCCAACAUGCCUUGACAAUAAUCACUCCUAGAACUUCGAAGACACUUCUGAAGUUGUAUGAAGAGUACCGAUCUCAUAAAUGAGCAAUUCCAAUCAGAAUCGAAAAAUCGAUUCCUGAGCAAUCGAGAAAUCAGGUUAUUUUUCCAUCGUUAUUCAGAAAACGUAGUUUUUUUCAGAUAAACUGGUUGGAUUAAAGCACACAUUUCUCGGUCAUUGGAAAGAAACACCUGACCAAUGUGACAGAAACACUUGAAGACGUGCAAAAAUACCUUAAAUGAGAGGACAAUUCUGAUAGGUAUUGUCAAUGAACUCAACGCCUCUAGGAUCAUACGAACAUGUGCAGCAUAGACGAGAGUUGGUGGAGGAACAGAAGAUACAAGAGCUGAUUUGUAUAUAAGAGCUAUUAUUUUUAUAUAUUUUUGCAAUAGAUUGCGAAAUGUGUUAUACAUCAAAGGACAAUGUUCUUUAAUCCAUACAGUCACUUCUAACGGGCCCUCAAAAUUAUAAAAUCAAGAACUACAGAGAAACUUCUAAAGUUGUAUGAACAUUACCGAUCCCAUAAAUGAGCAAUUUAUAAAAGACUAUUACAAUGAGAAAUCAGGUUUUUUAUCCGUUGAUCUAAAAAAGUUUGUUCAGAUUUUGAAAGUUUUAAUUGGUUACUGCAAUAUGAAGUUUUCAUUAAUAAUCUUUUUGUAGAUUUUUAUUUGUGUCAAUAUUAGAAUGAAUAUUACCGAUCUCAUAAAUGAGCAAUUUCUAAAAGAUUAUUACAAUGAGAAAUCAGGGUUUUUAUCCGUUGAUCUAAAAAAGUAUCUUUGUUCAGAUUUUGAAAGUUCAAAUAUCUAAUUACAGAAUUAUGAAGUUUUCAUGAAUAAUAUUUUUCUAGAUUUUUAUUUGUAUCAAUAGUAAAAUGAAUUUUACCGAUCUCAUAAAAGAGCAAUUUCUAAAAGACUAUUACAAUGAGAAAUCAGGUUUUUUAUCCGUUGAUCUAAAAAAGUAUCUUUGUUCAGAUUUUGAAAGUUUAAAUAUCUAAUUACAGCAAUAUGAAGUUUUCAUUAAUAAUAUUUUUAAAAUUAACACUUUGCACAGAGAUGUUGUGGAAUUUCUCCAUAUUAAGGUGAAAUAAAAAGAUGUUGUCAAUUCCACAAAGUUUUUAUUUGAGUCCAAACUAGUUUCGAUGGACUUGGCAUCCACUGGCAUCUUGGCAUCUUAGCAUCCACUAGUCUGCCACUGAUGAUGAUGCCAAGUGCAUCGAAACUAGUUUGGACUCAAAUAAAAACUUUGUGGAAUUGACAACAUCUUUUUAUUUCACCUUAAUAAUAUUUUUCUAGAUUUUUAUUUGUAUCAAUAGUAAAAUGAAUAUUACCGAUCUCAUAAAUGAGCAAUUUCCAAAAGAUUAUUACAAUGAGAAAUCGGGUUAUUUUAUCCGUUGAUCUUAGAAAAAGUCUAUUUGUUCAGAUAUUAAUAUUUCAUUCCUGCAAUAUGAAGUUAUUAUUAGUAAUCUUUUUGUAGAUUUCUAUUUGUAUAAAUAGUAAAGGCUCUAAUAGUGUCUUAUUUGAAAAAAAAUGGUGGCUAUAGAAAACAGUUUUGAUAUAAAUAAAAAUAUAAAUCUGAGUCCCCUUUUUAAAAUGAUUUAGUCACGACAUGCUUCGGCUAUAUAAUAUCAAGUGAUAGGAAAAUAUUUUCCAAUAUUUUAUUUAAAAAAGAUUUAUAUUCAAAAGUAGCCCUAAAGAUAAAAUACAAAACAGUUUUGAUAUUUUCCAGGGCAGUAUCGUAUGUUACCGUACUAUUCUUUGAAAUAUUCUCGAGUCUGUUACAUAAAUAGAUUGUAGUGGACUCUCGUAUAAUAUUGUUACGAUCAAUAAACUGUUUUACAUUGUUCAAAA